Molecule: messenger RNA, 5890 nt
Organism: Anopheles bellator
Lineage: Eukaryota; Metazoa; Arthropoda; Insecta; Diptera; Culicidae
Gene: aux
Product: cyclin-G-associated kinase
Exons: 5
Coding region: 1-3900 (1299 amino acids)
Biological process (GO): positive regulation of Notch signaling pathway; protein phosphorylation; regulation of clathrin-dependent endocytosis
Cellular component (GO): cytoplasm
Molecular function (GO): protein serine/threonine kinase activity; AP-2 adaptor complex binding; ATP binding
Source: RefSeq, a predicted model, not a curated record
AUGAGUGAUUUCCUGAAAUCGGCUAUGAGCUACUUCAACGCGACCCCGUCGAACGGAUUGGACAACGAAUUCGUCGGCCAAACGGUGGAAGUGUCGAACGUGAAGCUGCGUAUCAAGCGUGUUAUAGCGGAAGGUGGGUUUGCGUACGUGUUCGUGGCCCAGGAUGUUCAGUCGGGGACGGAGUUUGCAUUGAAGCGAUUACUCGGUACCGACAAGGAAGAAUGCAACAACAUCAUUCGCGAGAUCAACAUCCACAAGCAGGUCUCGGGACACCCGAAUGUGGUGAAGUUUGUGGCCGCCACCUUCAUCGAUCGAACACAGGCGUCUGGCGGAGGCCAACGGCGUGCCGAAUAUUUGCUCGUGUCGGAACUGUGCAAGGGAGGCGGGCUGUAUGACUGUCUCGAGCAGGAUCUUGCCCCGGAAACGGUGCUCCGUGUGUUCUACCAGGCCACGAAAGCCGUCGCACAUCUGCACAGUCAACCGAAGCCGAUUAACCAUCGGGACAUUAAAAUUGAAAACUUCCUCAUCGGUAGUGAUGGAUUGCUGAAGCUGUGUGAUUUCGGGUCAGCAUCGACCGACAGCUACGCACCGGACGUGACGUGGAAUGCGCAGCAACGCGACACACUGGAAGACGCCCUGACGCGAUGCACAACUCCGAUGUACCGGGCACCGGAACAGCUGGACACGUGGGCCAACUAUCCGAUCGGUUUCAAGAUGGACGUGUGGGCGCUCGGGUGUGUCCUGUACUGUCUCUGCUACCGAAAGCACCCGUUUGAGGAUUCGGCCAAGUUGCGCAUUAUCAACGCGAACUACACCAUUCCAAACGACUCGCGGUACGCGUGCUUCAGUGACACGAUUCGCGGUUGCCUGCAGGUUGACCCGAACCAGCGCUUCGAUACGGCCAUGGUGCUAGAGCGUUUGGCAGCGAUCGCCGAAACGAAAGGAUGGCCACUGAAGGCCCCGCUCGGGUUGUCGGGCAAACCGCUAAACUCUCCACCAUCCGGUGUUACACCGACACCGAGUCCGGUUCAUCGAGCAAAUGGUGCUGGUGUUCCGGAGCGACCGGCUCCACCACGACCCGUCUGCCCUCCCGGUGGACCGGUACAGAUUGGGACCGAUAUUUCGACGAACAAAAACAACAGGUACCCGCAACGGCCACCCGAUCCGGUUCGAGUAAUGGUUAGUGGUGUUCCAGCGCAACAGCCACCGGCCGCUGGCUUUCCUGGCCACCACCAUCAGCCAGGACCACCGUACGGUCAACCGGUGGCAGCGGUCGGUGGUGGUGGUGGUUUGUUUUCGUCCAUCAAGGGCGGUGCUGGCAGUUUCCUCAAGAACCUGAAGGACACCUCCUCGAAGGUGAUGCAAACGGUGCAGCAAAGCAUCGCCCGGACCGAUCUCGAUCUCAGCUACAUUACACAGCGCAUUCUCGUGAUGCCGUGUCCCUCGGAAGGGCUCGAGUCCACCUACCGUACUAACAACAUCGAAGACGUAAAGGUGUACCUCGACACACGCUACCAACCAACGAAGCUGAGCGUCUACAACUUGGGACCGCGCAGCAGUCCCCGAAUGCCUCCACCGGUCCGUACCGUCGAGGCGGGAUUCAUUUACGCUCCGGCGCCAGCCAAUACUACUUUGGCCAGCGGCAAAGCUCCGCUACUGGCAGGCCUCUACUCACUGGUGGAAGAUAUCUACGGUUUUCUGAGCGCCGACCCGAAAACGAUCGUCGUCAUCCAGAGCCCGGAUAGUGGCCGAGCACUGGCGGCAACUGUUGUGUGUGCGCUGCUAAUCUACGCCGGGCUCGUUACGGAGCCGGAAGAUGCGAUGCAAAUAUUUGCUAUCCGGCGGACGCCACCGAACAUGCGCCCGUCGGAGUUGCGGUAUCUUUACUAUCUGGGUGAUAUCGUACGAUCGGUGCCCCACUUGCCGCACUACAAACCCGUCACGCUAGUGUCGCUGGCCGUAUCGCCGGUGCCGCGCAUGACGAAGGCCCGCGAUGGCUGCCGCAUGUAUGUGGAGGUGGCCACCGCCGACCGGAUUGUAUUCUGCACGCUACAGGAUUACGAGCGAAUGCGCUUGUAUCACUCGGCGGAGGGCAAGAUCGCUCUCGCCAUGAACGUUACCGUGUGUGGCGAUGUGACCAUCACGCUGUACCACGCGCGAAACGCACUCGGCGGGAUGGGCCGUCCGCAGGGUAUCCGCAUCUGUCAGCUGCAGUUCCACACCGGGUACAUUCCAGAAGAGGAAACGCUCAUCAACUAUGACCGGUCCGAGCUGGACGAGGUGCCGGAUCUCGAGCACGUACCGCAAAAGUUUUGCGUUGCGUUGAGCGUAUUCGUCGGUGACUCGGAGCGGCCACCGGCCAGUCAACCUCCGUGGCGAAGCUCCGGCAAAGCUGGCACGCGCGACCCAAAGCUGCUCUUUGCCACACAGCUGGAGUAUGAGGAGAAUGUGGACAACUUUGUCACCAAACCCAACCGGGGAGCUUCCUCGGCGGUCAGUGGUGGAUCAGUGGCACCCCCGAAACCGCCACCACCACGACCGGCACCACCCUCUCCGCAGCCGGUCCACCGAGGAGCGUUUGUUGGUGAGCCCCCGGGUGCACCGACUAUUGUGACCGAGGAACGAGAAGCUGAUCUGCUCAAUCUCAGCAAAUCUAGUCACGGGGAAACGGUAGCGGCCGGUGGUGAAGAGGACCACCGCCCGACCACUGAUCGACCGAAGGUGGAAGAAACGUUCGAUCUGCUCGGUGGACUAUCGCCCCCUACGAGCAGUGAAGUUCCGCCUGCUGGCCGUACAUCCACCAAAUCGGCCGUUUUGGAUGAAAUCUUCGGAACAUUCGAUGAUGGGACGCCGGCAGAGUCCACCCUGCAUGCGUCGAAAUCGAGCAGCGAUCUGAACGGGCUGAACCUAAACUUCGAUCACUUCGGUGGCGUUGCGCAACCGGCGGCACCGUUUAGUAAUGGUUCCUCGGCGGAGACAAGCGGCGCAUCCAACGCGAACAAUAGUUUCGGAUUCGACGCGUUCGCAGGUGUAGGACCGCAAGUGUUCUACAAUAGUGCUGCGUCCCCGGCGCAACAGCAACCGUCGGCAUCGCAAGCGAAUACCGCCGGCCAAAGUCAACCGAAAGAUCCAUUCGCCGACAUUGGCAACUUAACGGCCGGUUUGGUUGCUGGAGGCAACCAGGGCGGUGGUGGUGGUGGUUGGGGCAAGGGUGGUGGUACAACGCCUAGCCCACGCUCGACACAGUUCUCUAGUCCCACGCACCAGUUCAGCGGUGCCAGCACGGCCAACCCUUCGCCGAGGGCACCGUCUACACCGAAUCAUCAGCAGCAGCAGAUGCGCAGCCCGAACGAGGGCAAUCCGCAACGUCAACCCGACUACAGCCGGUCGCACUUUGCCGAACCGUCCAAGGGCACCACGCCGAACAACGGCGGUAGCAAUGGUAGUAACGGCGGUGGUGGUGGUGGCGGUGUCCGUUCGGGUGGUGAUAUAUUCGGCGACAUUCUCGGCCAGCAGGGUUACUCGUUUGGGAGUACGAAAAAUCAGGGUCCGCGCACGAUGAACGAUAUGCGCAAGGAGGAACUGGUGAAGGAGAUGGACCCGGAGCGAUUAAAAUUGUUGGAAUGGACUGAGGGUAAGAAGAGCAACAUUCGGGCAUUGCUCUGUACCGUCCACACGAUUCUGUGGCCCGGGGCCAAGUGGACAAAGUGUGAAAUGCAUCAGCUGGUGACGGCUGCGGAUGUGAAAAAAAUCUACCGCAAAGCUUGUCUCGCUGUUCACCCGGAUAAGCACACCGGUACCGAGAACGAAAGCAUGGCAAAGUUGAUCUUCAUGGAGCUGAACAACGCCUGGACCGAGUUCGAGAGUGAUGCGAGUCAGCAAAAUCUGUUUGCUAACUAAAUCGCCGGUCGAUCGGAGCUUGGACCCUGCGUAAGUUGUUGAUUCGUUGUAAUGUUUUGGCGUUUAGAGAAAACGAAACAAAGAGGCAAUUCAAAUGAACCAACAUCACAUGCCCACAUGGUGAACAGUUUCAAAGUGAGUAGCGUUCCAUGUAUGCGAAAGUUCAAAAUUAUUUCUCGACUCGAUUGCUGUGAAGAAUGCGGAAUGCGUUACACUCGCAUGGCAAACGUUCGCAGUCUUCAUUACCCUUUUUUUGAUCUAUGCUCGGCAAGGUAAGGGAGCCGCCUUAAGGUCGCACGCGCGGCAAAGGACUGAAGUAACGGAUGCUCUCCGGUGAGGAUAAUGUGAUAAUUUGUUCUUUCCUCGUGAUGCCACCACCUGAUCCAACGAAUGUGCAUUUUGCUUUACAUCACAGUUUGUUUUUUGUUGGUCAAAUUCCUUUCCCCCGCUGCAUUGCCGUAGAGCAAUCGAAGUAGACCAAACCCACAUCGGUGAUAUCUGAACCCCUGCAAUCCAUGCAACUAUUUUAGUGAUUUAAUGUGGCCCUCUGCUGUAAGCGUUAAAAGUAUUAAAGAAUUUAUCGCAAAGAAUCGCUGCACCGACGACGAGUCCGACGAGGGACACGGAAUCGCACCAUUUGCCUCUAGAUAAUGCUUCGAUAAACCCACUUGGACUUCCUAGACGCCGUUCGAUUAGAGAGUAUCCGAUUUCGUUCUAGCGUGUAUUUGACUUGUUUAAGUUUAGUUUAAUUGCUCUAUUAGGUAAAAGGGUGAAAGUACGAAGUUUUAUACGCUUCAUGGGUUGAGUCACACAAACGGGCAGGAACGGGCGAUUGUUACGGCUAUUACAAAGUUAAAAAGAUCAAUUACCACUGUCACGGCAGCCAGCAGCAGUAGAACCUUUAAAAUGUUAUUCUAGCAGAAACAGAAAAAACCCGGUUUAACAACGGUGGAUUGUUUUAGGACUAGAUGAAGCAAACGGCGAAACAGCACCCCACCCGGUGUCCGUUUCACCGUUUAAUCUUUACCGCUUACAAAAAAGGCCCACGGCGUGCAGAAAACGACGUCCCCACGCGGUUACCGAUUAGGAACGGAACUCCGGAAUAUAUAGCCAUCCAUUCGCGGAUGGUAUGGAUGCAUUUUAGCCGCCUAAUGAACCUUCCCGUCGCCCUGUUGUUGAAUUUGUUUCACGCGAUAUGUGUAUAAGCCAGUAACUUAUUCUAGACCAUUAGAUAUCACGUUAUAAGGACCGGCCGAACCGGAACCACAACACACAUUGGAUGCGUAGGGAAGAGAGUGUACAGUGCGGAGUGUAGAUGUAAGGUGCGGAUAGACUUAGGUAGGCACGCGAAAAAGACGUACCGGGCGCGACACGCUGGAAAGGGAUUUGUGAGGCUAAAGGCGCUGCCGGUGGAAAGUGUACAACAGUUACUCACUUAUUACUACUACUAAUACUACUAACAAAGCUGCGGCGCGCUGCCCCGAAGUUGAUUUCACCCGCAAACGGUGCUUAGAUGUAAUCCUGUUUUGCAUGUAAGCCAUCCCCGGUGAUGAAAUAUAGCUUCCUUCCAAAAGAGGGGACACCGAGAUGACGCCAAGAUUAUGCUCGGGAAGAGCCUAUUGUUUCAGUUCAAACGCAGUGCCACGCUGCAAACCCGUUGAUGGGGGUCUGUACCGAAACCAUGGCACCCCGCGUUGGAAGGUUUCUUGCUUCGCUGGAAGGACCCUUGUGGCAAUACGUGGAGCCCCGGUGGGCGGCAAAUUAGUUAAGAGACCGUUUCGUUCAACAAGUGAGAGAUUUCCGCCGUGUCCUGUGUCCUCAACACGGUCUUAUUCUUUAACCGGUUCGUGCGCGCCCGCUACUUGCUCCCUGGGACAUGCGUGGCGCGUCCCGGCGGUUAGUGCGGCUAGGCGAAGAAAACAUUUCCAGAUAUAUACACCAGAUAUUGUUACGCAACUUGAAUUGCGCGUGCAAGUAAAAAGAAUUUCCU